GGACCCAGCUGUGGCCGUUGUGCUGUGCUGGAGGAUCCUGUGAUCCCAAAACCCCGUUCUGCUCCCCGGGACCCCAAAACCUCCCUUCUGCUCCUUGGGAUCCCAAAGCCGCGGCGAUGGACGAGGAGAGGCUCAGCGACAAUGUGAGGCUCUAUAAAGGAGGCUCCAUCCGGCAGGGGCUGCGAUCCUUCGCUGCUGUUUACGUCCUCCUGGCGCUCUCCUUCCUCCUCCUCACCCUGCUGAGCUCCGUCUCAUUAGCCAGAAUUGCUGCUCUCUCCUCCAAGCUCAGCACUCUGCAGUCGGAGCCGAAGCACAACUUCUCCAGCCGGGAUUCCCUCCUGUUUCCCUGCGGAGCGCAGUCCCGGCAGUGGGAAUACUUUGAAGGGCGCUGCUAUUACUUCUCGCUGAGCAGAAUGAGUUGGCACAAAGCGAAGGCGGAGUGCGAGGAGAUGCACUCCCACCUCAUCAUCAUCGACAGCUAUGCCAAGCAGAACUUCGUUAUGUUCCGGACGAGGAACGAACGUUUCUGGAUCGGUUUAACGGAUGAGAACCAGGAGGGCGAAUGGCAGUGGGUGGACGGCACCGAUACCCGCAGCUCCUUCACCUUCUGGAAGGAGGGCGAACCCAACAACAGGGGCUUCAAUGAGGACUGCGCCCACGUGUGGACCUCGGGGCAGUGGAACGACGUCUACUGCACCUACGAGUGCUACUACGUGUGUGAGAAACCCCUCCCCAAGUGAGGAACCCCAAAAAGAUCCUUUUUUUUGCCUUAAUUUAUACUCUCCAGCCCAUGGCCUGCGGGUUCCUGCUCACAGAGGGUGAAUAAAGGAGGGCUGGUGCUCCA
Messenger RNA from Gallus gallus (chicken), 844 nucleotides. RefSeq names its product hepatic lectin. The coding region runs from base 117 to 740 and encodes 207 amino acids. Gene Ontology annotation, molecular function: fucose binding; D-mannose binding. Lineage: Eukaryota; Metazoa; Chordata; Aves; Galliformes; Phasianidae. Gene Ontology annotation, biological process: biological process involved in interspecies interaction between organisms. The record is from RefSeq and is marked provisional. The transcript has 6 exons. Gene Ontology annotation, cellular component: external side of plasma membrane.